AGAAAAAAAACAACUAACAAAGCUCCAUGAAUCAUUUCGGAGUUAGCUUUCCGUUUUUGCGAUUCCUUCGAAUCGAAAUGCAAAAUUCACCUACGAAAAACCCAAACUUUUGAGUUCUAAAUUCAUCACCUGUAACGUGCUGCGAAAGUGUUUCGUGAAGCAAACCCACCAAAUCUGAGCUUAUUAGUAUAAGUUAAAGAUUCAAGCUUUGCUGAAUCUCCUCAAUUGGGGAAGUAUAAGGGACGAUGAGGAAUAAAUAACUGGCAAAGGUUUUUGAUGGGUAGGAGAGUUUCUUGGCCACAUUUGAGAUGAGUCGUUCUCCAUCGUUUUCUGCGAAGCCUGAGCUUAGUAUAAAGCCUGAUCCUGAGUCUUUGAAACGAUGGAUUCAUGCAUUUUGCAUUAUGAGGUUUGAUCUUGAGCAAGGGCAGCUCUUAGAAGAGUGUUAUCCACCAGAUUGUCUCUCACAAGAAGAGGAAAUUGAGGUUUCUUUCAACUCUUUCCCGGAUUCUGUCUCACAGCAUCAUAAUCGAUCAAGCAUACAUGACUGCAUUUUCUUUUUCCGGUUUCGUAGACCAAAGAAGAACACUGAGGAGAGAGAUGGUAGUGAUAGGUACUUGUAUGGUUAUGUAUUUAAUAGGCAGAGGCAUGAUGAAAGAUUGAAAAGGGGAGGUGAACAGAAGUCUGUGGUGAUAUUAUCGCAUACGCCUUACUCGAGUGUUUUUAGGCCUUUGUUGCAAAUCAUUGGUCCUUUGUAUUUUGAUGUUGGAAAUAAGGCUAUCGAACAUAUUGCUGGUUAUGUCUCUAUGUGGCCUGCUCCUGUGCCCGGUAAGCUAAUGGAGCUGCCUAUUGGUAAUGCAAUGCUUAAGGUGAACUUGCCACCUGCUCAUAGCCUUCCCUUGGAAAAUGGGAUUUUCUAUGAGGAAUCUGCCUCUUCCAUGGCUCCAUUGCUCCCUACAAAUCAGUCUGUUCCUCAAGGUCUUUUCCAUGACGCAGAUCUUUUUGGCAUUUACCGUGGACUAUUGUUGCAGCUAUGGACAUUGUGGGAAUUGUUACUCAUAGGCGAGCCUAUCCUUAUUAUAGCACCAACACCUCCCCAAUGUUCUGAGGCAGUUGCUUGUCUUGUGAGUUUGGUUGCGCCGCUAUUUUGUAGCGUUGACUUUAGACCAUAUUUCACUAUACAUGAUCCAGGAUUUGCUCGACUAAACUCUCUCCGAGAAGGAGACACUUUCCCGCCAAUGGUUUUGGGUGUCACCAAUCUCUUUUUCCUUAAAGCUCUUCGCAAUAUCCCUCAUGUUGUCUCAGUUGGAACCCCUGCUCCAAACUCAAACCGUGUAGCAUUUACAAGUAGGUCGGCUGGUAAAUUAUCUGUUAAACCUGAAGGAUUAGGCGUCCAACAGCUUUCAUUAAGAAGGUUCUCUCCUACAAAUUUGUUAAAUGCGGUAAAACUUAGGCGAGAUGGACCCCUGUGUCUCAUGACAGAGCACAAGGAAGCCGUCUGGACCACUUACUCUGCAAUAACCAAGCCAGACACUUCUAUUUUGAAUAGACUUAUUGAUGCUGGGAUGUCGCCAAGGGUUGAGGAGUCAAUGUCAGUUGUGAAUAAUGAGAUUCUGCGACGCCAUUUCCUGGAAUUAACUACAAAUUUCUUGGCCCCUUUUGGUCCAUAUUUCCAGGUCAAUGCUCCUUCUGAUGGGUCUUCCCCAUAUGUUACCCCUCCUGCGCUCCCAUCAUUUGGUGCGGAUGAAUUCCUUUCGAAUUUAUCUGCGAGAGGUGUAGGGAAGUUUUUGUCUAAACGAAUGAAAUCCAACUGGCCCGACUUGUAUAGGCGGUUUCUACGAGGGCCCAACUUUAUGCCUUGGUUUCAAAGACGACGUGCUGUUGCCGAACAAGAACAGCGUAGAUUAUGGAGGCUAGCUAGAAUGAAGACUGAUAUGAGGCAGAUUACGUCUCAGAUGAAUGAAUUGGAAGCUGUGGAUUCCUUCAAUGCCAUUGAGAAACACAUUAGUGAGGAAGUCAAGUCGCGGGAAUCAAAAGGAGGAGGAGGUGCAGAUUCGGAAGGAACGUUUCAGAAACUGAAGAAGGAUCUACAAGCGGUGUUCAGUGUGCUUCCAAGGGACAUGCAGCAACUUCUGCUUUUAAAUCCACAAAGAGCAUCUCUUCUUCAAGAUCCAUCAGAGCUUCAAUGAAUCCCUCUUCUUCACUAGGGCUUCCAUGAGGAUUCUGAUUUCUUUUCUUCCCUUUCUGUUUCAUUCUUUGAACUAUGCCAAAGGAAAAAGAGAAAAUUUCUUCAUCUUCCCUAAUUGUUUACUCGUUUUUUUCUCACGAAACAUGGGAAUCACACAACACCGAAUUCACUGAUCACUGCUGUAUUUUCUCUAUAGUCAGAUAAAUUUGUAGUUCUUUG
This is a messenger RNA of Arabidopsis arenosa, 2404 nucleotides long. The record is from the annotation of a GenBank genome assembly. Lineage: Eukaryota; Viridiplantae; Streptophyta; Magnoliopsida; Brassicales; Brassicaceae.